UAUGUGAAUGUGACUUAUUGUAAGAAGAUUGUUCCUGUGGAGCGGAUGGUACAUGUGUGCGGAGCUGGGAGCAAGCUGCAAGGCGCUGGAUCGCUGCUAUGCAAACGCCUACUGAUGGGGUGUCAACCCCCAAAACCAAGUCACUAUUGCGAAGCAGCAGUGCCCCCUACCUGAGCUCCAGGUACCCUCUCGGAAGCCUUCAUUCUGUUCGGCGACGUUCAUCAUAUCGCCUCCCGUCUAAGAGGAGGGUACCACAAAACACCCCUAUACAGGAUACCCUUGAUCCACAAAAGGCUGCUUUGCUGCUUCAAAAGCAAUGGACUCUUUACAGUGUGACCCCAAUGUAUAAUUUUUCAUAUGACAAGCUGAAGGAAUACUCCAAGCACCUAUCCGCCACCAUAGCGGCUGAGAAGCAGAAGGGGGUUGCUAUUGAUCCAGGGUCAGACCUUAAUCUGAAAGCCAGCUUUUCCUGUCUCCCUGGACUCAAGGGGAAAGAAAGAGACCCAACUGCAGUUCUAGUUCAGAUUACUGGAAAAUCGCAGCUCUCCAAGCCGGGCACAGAAGAGCGGAUAGUGUGGACUGGUUGGUUCUGCGGAACAUUCACAGAGGAUGACAUAUUAGAAGUGUUACCAGAGACUUUCACAUGUCUUCCGUUGUUUCUCAUUAAUGGGUCAGAGUCGUUCACAGCUAUAGUGGGCACCUGGUUCCAACAGGUCUUUGACUGCUGUUUUGCUAAACUGGUGAUCAGGUCACAUGAUCUUAGGUGGUUGGCUGCUAUGUGUGCAGGAUAUGAAGUACAUGGACAUGUGCCCACCACAGAACUAGUGUUCUCUGUGCCAGUCGAGCCACACAUGGACAUCUCAUUUGCCAUCCAUCCGGAGGAUUUUAAAACUCUGUGGCAUGACAUACAAAAAUCUAAGGAUGAAGUGACUGUGGAGGAGGUGGAACAUUUAUUUCAAUGUCUUUAUGCACAUUUCUUCAGACAUUUUAAAAUCCACUUAUCGGCUACGCAGCUUGUAAAGGUGACCGUGACUGUGGCCUCAGCACACUGUGACGGCAAAGUAAAGGUAAGCGUUUUGUCUCGUGUUUUGGGUCAAUGA
This is a messenger RNA of Nanorana parkeri, 1100 nucleotides long. It is a transcript of the gene CENPL, whose product is annotated as centromere protein L. The record is from RefSeq and is a predicted model, not a curated record. Lineage: Eukaryota; Metazoa; Chordata; Amphibia; Anura; Dicroglossidae. The transcript is spliced from 4 exons. The coding region runs from base 99 to 1100 and encodes 333 amino acids.